This is a messenger RNA of Tribolium madens (black flour beetle), 1720 nucleotides long. RefSeq names its product dynein light chain 1, cytoplasmic. Gene Ontology annotation, biological process: microtubule-based process; cilium assembly. The transcript is spliced from 3 exons. Lineage: Eukaryota; Metazoa; Arthropoda; Insecta; Coleoptera; Tenebrionidae. The record is from RefSeq and is a predicted model, not a curated record. The coding region runs from base 420 to 689 and encodes 89 amino acids. Gene Ontology annotation, cellular component: cytoplasmic dynein complex. Gene Ontology annotation, molecular function: dynein intermediate chain binding; dynein light intermediate chain binding.
CACGAUCACUUUUCUGCUUUUAGCCCCCGGUCGUGCCUCCUAUGAGCCACAAAACCGUAAAAGCGUCAUUUUCAGACAGCUUUAAAUUGACAAUCAAUUGGUACAGUAAAAAUUGAUUUAUUGCAUGCUAGUGCAUGAUGCACGCCACUGUCUUGCAUUGGACCAAUCAGCGUACGUUUGCCAGACCCUCCUGCCAGAGGCCCCUAGUCGGCGACCAAUCACACAUCAAUUGUCAGUUGUAGUUUUGGCACUCGUGCGAUUAAAAGCCACUCGUGAGAAAAAAAUUGAAAAUCUAGCUUUUCAACAAGGAGAAAAUUCGAAAAAGUGUAAACGUUUGACAGUUGGAGUUUUUCCAGCACUUUUCCGGGGUAAAUCUCACGUCCAAUAACAAGCACCACCACCACAACACCGCCGACAAGAUGACCGACCGCAAAGCAGUCAUCAAAAACGCCGAUAUGAGCGAGGACAUGCAGCAGGACGCAGUGGAUUGCGCCACACAAGCCAUCGAAAAGUACAACAUUGAGAAAGACAUUGCGGKGUACAUUAAGAAAGAGUUUGACAAGAAGUACAACCCGACGUGGCACUGCAUCGUGGGCCGAAAUUUCGGCUCGUAUGUGACCCACGAGACCCGUCAUUUCAUCUAUUUCUAUUUGGGCCAAGUGGCGAUACUUCUAUUCAAGAGCGGUUAAAUUAUCAUUCCCUGUACCACAGUAUUCCAAGGAAAAAUUUAAAUACUUAACAACAACAACAAAAACCAGACGUAUUGUGUAUUUAGCUAUGUUUUUCGUCACUUUACAUUUCGGUUUAUACCAUUUUCGAAUCAGCAAGUGUGUUUUUUUGAUGAAUUUUAGGCGUGGGUGAGUCGAAAAUGGAUAUCUAAAUUCAAAACUUGGGAUGUUUUUGGUGUAUAUUAUAUGAAUAUAACUUUUUCUUGAUUAAAUUAUUUUUAUUUAGUGAUUUUUUCGGGGAAAUGUUGAUUGGAACGCACAAUUCUAGAUGGGCUUUAAAUGCACGUAAAAUCAACAUUUCUUGGUCGGCCCUUUCCUCAACAGUGAAUGUUGGUUGCUAAAUAUAUUCAUAUACUAAGAAUCCUUAUUCCGUAAGUUGUUAAUCUAUAUAUAAGCCAUCUUUACUAAAGUUGUAGUUAAGUUUUGUUAUACUUGAAUGUAGGUUAUAAUUUUUGUUUACUUCUUAAAUYAUUUAUGGAGCGUUUACUCGUGACAUAGCGUCCAUUUUAAGCUAACAGCUCCAAGUGAUAUCAAAGGUUUAGUUCUUUUAAAUGACUUGAGUCACUGCCGCUACAUUUAGAAGAACUAAAAUCAAUUAUUUGCUUGCUUCUUCCUCUAGAAGAGGAAGUGCCACUUUUUUGAUUUUUACGUGGGCAGUAACUCAAUUAUUGCCYACAUAGAUCUCAACAAGUGACACUACUGUACAAGAUAUAUUUUUGUAUAAAAAAAAACCCACGGGAUGGGCAUGGUUUUUAAUAAGCGACUUGCUUUAGUUAAGAUUAAUGAAUUAGUUAGGCAAURGUUAUGAUUUAGAAGAACUAAAUUCAAAUAUCGCUCUCUCUUCACUCACUAGCUUAGGACUUAACUGUACAUUUAAUGUUAUUUUCUUCUCAAACCUACCCGAAUCCCAUCCCGAAUCUCUCCUCGACUCUUUAACCCCUUAUUUURAUACAAUGUAAUUUCUAUAUGUAGCAAAUACAUGGUUAAAGAUU